This is a messenger RNA of Trichoderma gamsii, 1392 nucleotides long. RefSeq lists its product as hypothetical. The coding region runs from base 1 to 1392 and encodes 463 amino acids. The transcript has 4 exons. Lineage: Eukaryota; Fungi; Ascomycota; Sordariomycetes; Hypocreales; Hypocreaceae. The record is from RefSeq and is a predicted model, not a curated record. Gene Ontology annotation, molecular function: oxidoreductase activity, acting on paired donors, with incorporation or reduction of molecular oxygen; iron ion binding; monooxygenase activity.
AUGGCUACUAUUCUAAAUUUCCUACCUUGGCUAGCCGCUAUUAGUCUAUUAGGCAGCCUAUACUACCUAUGGUACCGCAUCUUCUCGUACCAGGGCAUUCCAAAGACUCUGGCCUUUGCCAAUUCUGACGGGUCUCUCUUGUCUCGAGCUCGAUCUUCCUUGAGUUCAGUCUUUGGGGUCAACAGUCUCUUAUUGGCUGGUUACCGAGAUCAUUCAAGAAAAGGACGGCCUUAUAUCCUUCCUGAUGUUUUCACGGGGCAUCAUGUUAUUUUGCCCGCAGAGCAGCUUCAGUGGUUGCUCAAGCAGCCCGACAACGUUCUCAGUCAGCGCGAGAGCAAUAACGAGUUUCUCGCUGCGAAACACACAUUCUUGAACUGCGUCGCCGCUGAUGAUCAGGAGUGGACAUUUGUUGUCAGCCUUAUUAAGACUAUGACCAGUCAAUUGAACAACCAGACCGAUGAUGCUGUUGAUGAGAUUCAUGCGGCAUUGGACGACUUAUGGGGCAAUGACACAACAGACUGGAAACAAGUUGAUCUCUUUGACGUCUGCUUAGCGCUGGUCAGUCGCGUCGUCAGUCGCAUAUUUGUCGGGCUGCCACUCUGCCGGAAUCCGACAUAUCUUGCCAGCUCGACAAAGUUCGCCAAAUUCAUCUUGAUCGAAGCACUUCUUGCACAGUUAACACCCAAGCCUUUGAGGCCACUCCUGGCCCCCUUUCUGGCGAAAUACGACUGGAUUCAGUUCAAGCGUUUGGACCGCUGUGUCAACCCGGUCAUUCGAGAGCGCGCAGCAAGAUUUGGUAAGAUGACAGACGAAAAGCCAGAUCCAGAUCAGCCCAAUGAUCUCCUAUCUCGUCUCAUGAAAGAGAGUUUUAGCCGCAACGAUGAUCCAUGUCGUUCGCAGAGCCAUACCACAAAACUUUUGGCCGUACUCAACUGGGCAGCCAUUCAAGUUCAAGGUAUUACUCUCGAGAAUACACUGAUCGAUAUCGCCCACUCUCCACAAUCUGCGGAAAUCCAACGCCAACUGCGCGAAGAAGCUUUAACUGCUGAUGGCGCCGACCCAUCGGUACGCUGGACUCGAGUCCAAGUAUCCAAGAUGUUAAGGCUUGAUAGUGUCUUCACUGAAAGUCUUCGUUUAUGGGGGUUUUCUCAUGGCGUCAUCAAAGUCGUGGUGGCAAAGGAAGGUGUUGACCUUCCCACAGGAGAACAUAUACCCUACGGUGGAAAAAUUGGCAUUGGAAGCUAUGGCGUACAUCAUGACGAGGAAGUAUCUUGCUACGCUAUGAUAUUAAGCCUGACGAAACCCCUCGGCCGCAAAAUCCUUGGUUCAGCUAUGUCUCCCCGCCACCCAUUGGGUACAAAAUAUCUGUCAGAAGAAGAAAAGAUUAGUUAG